Candidozyma auris is the source of this 921-nucleotide messenger RNA. RefSeq lists its product as uncharacterized. The transcript has a single exon. Bases 1 to 921 code for a protein of 306 amino acids. Lineage: Eukaryota; Fungi; Ascomycota; Pichiomycetes; Serinales; Metschnikowiaceae. The record is from RefSeq and is a predicted model, not a curated record.
AUGGACGUCAACGACGCUCAAUUUCUGGCCCGUGGUGGGGUCAAUACCCUUCAUGGGCCCUCAAAGAUAUUGGAGUUAUCUUGGUCGUCUUGUGAGUUUGCAAAUGUUUUGCGCUACACCAACCAUUGUGACAUAAACAGCGCCCCAAGGCUACAUGCCCAGGUUAUCUAUACAUCGAAGAUUUUGGCCGCCAUGAAGAGAUGCAAACUGCUUGAAGACGAGGGACUAGCUCAGAGCGAGCUUUUUAUGGCGAGGAGAUACAUGGAAAUCAAAACGCUUCAUUCUAGAAGAGAUAUUGGGCUGGUGAAGCCAGAGAGGCCCAAAGUGGUAUCGAAGAUCUACUUGCCUGGGGACUUCAAAAAUUUUAGGAAGACGGUGAAGGAGAAAUCAUCAAGCUACUCUCCUUCCCACUUUCCCAUUUUCCAGAACAUGACAUUGGAGCCUGUCACCGACUUAAUGCUAGGGGAAACCGACGAACUUCUCAAAUCAGAGGUCAAAAACGAGGAAGUGAUAAAUAUCGAAAAAGAAAAAUAUGAAUGCUUCUUGCCUGGCGACUUCGAGGAUUUCUUCUGCCUAUGGGUUGAGCAUAGUACGAAAGCACCAAAUGUCGUACAAGAGAUUCUUCGUCCCAUUGAUGUUUCACAAUCCAAUCAAGACUGUGUCAAUAAAAGAAUUGAAAAAGACAUGCUUGGAAAAUCAAGUCUCAAUCAAAGGUCUUCUAAAACGAUCAAAGUGCUGCCGUUCGCAAUAACUUCUCAUGCUUCAAAACUUUUGAAGACUUCCACCCCUUUCAAGAAUGCCUCCCUUAAUAAACUCAACACCUCUCAGGCCAAAGUAUUGGGUAAAAGAACUCGUUUGCGAAACAAGUUCAAGCGCCUAGGGACUUACAUCUAUAGUGUUUUAGCUCAUCACUUCGUGUAG